Macrosiphum euphorbiae (potato aphid) is the source of this 840-nucleotide messenger RNA. The record is from the annotation of a GenBank genome assembly. Lineage: Eukaryota; Metazoa; Arthropoda; Insecta; Hemiptera; Aphididae.
AUGAAUUUUUUAAUUCCAUUUUUUAAAGAACGUGAAACACAUUCCAACAUUGCACCUCCUAAUGGUGUUGGUGUAAGUGAAGAGUCAAACGGCGAAGACAUUUCCCAGGUGAAUAAUGAGGAAUCGGAAAUUGAAAUUGGACAUGAAAUUACUCAAAAACGCCGCAGCAUGAAACAAACAAAAGUAUUUCCAAAAAAGAAGAACAAAACAGAAACUGCAUCAUCUGUUUUGAUGCAAUAUUUAUUAGAUAGCGAAAAUAAUGAGUCAAAGGAAACCACUCAUGCACAUCCAAUAGACUCAUUUUUCCAUGGUCUGGCUGCUACAGUCAAAACAACCUCACCAGAAUAUCAAUUCAUGGCAAAAAGCAAACUGUUUAGUAUAGUAUCUGAUUUAGAGUGGGAACAAUUACAAAAUAAUCAAAUGACACCAUCAACAAAUUAUUUAACAUCAGACUUGGGUUCUAAUUCAUCCACAACGUCAGUGACCGGAUCACAAAAUAGUCUUUCAUAUUACGGCAAUAGACUAAGGACACCACUAAACAACUCAUCAUCACUAUACGUUCAGACACCAACUCCAUCUCCUUUUUCUGAACUAGCUACAUCACCACCUCAGUCUACUCAACAUGGAAUAAUAAAUAACCAAAGGCAACAAUCAACAGGUUUUUUAACAUCGACGUCAUUGCAGGGAAACCAAAAUAGUCUACCAUAUGACAAUAGAAUGAGGACACCACUAUACAACUCAUCAUCACUAUACGUUCAGACAUCAACUCCAUCUCCUAUUUCUGAAGGAGCCACAUCACCACCGCAAUCUGCUCAAAAAUAUUAUGAAAACUUUCAGUGA